This is a messenger RNA of Dermatophagoides farinae (American house dust mite), 1140 nucleotides long. The record is from RefSeq and is a predicted model, not a curated record. NCBI's taxonomy places the organism in Eukaryota, Metazoa, Arthropoda, Arachnida, Sarcoptiformes, Pyroglyphidae.
CGUCGCCGGUAUUUUCUCGUUUUCAAGUGUUUUAUUUUUCUUGUUGUUCUAAAGAAAACAUUUGAAUUCAAAUUACAUGUGCGACCAUUUCGACCAUAUUAACCCUACCUAAAUUGAUUGAUUGUCGAGUGAUUAUAUGACAACCGGUAAUGUGAUGUGCUGCUUUUGUGUUAUCAUUAUUUGCAUCAAUUUUUUUUCUACUCGAAAUUACCAAUUUCAAUUUAAACAUACGACAUUUUAUGGAAAUGGCCACGACGACUGCGACAUAAUCGAUAGUUACGGUCAUCGACUUUUUCAUCACAUUCACAUUUGACAUUGACAUUGACAUUUGAUCACUCAAUGAUUCCAUAAUCAACCAAUUUCAAACUCAUGCUCUACUAAUUUUUAUGAUGAUGAUGAAGCCAUAUCGUAAUUAACUCGCAACCUUUGACCCCACGAUAGGAUUAUUAUUAUUAAUCCCAAAUGAAUGCCAUAUCAUCAUGGAUACAAUUCUAAUUGAAGAUCAAACAUUACAAGCUGUUUUAAGUCGUGUGGCAGAAGAUGAUUUUGGGGAUACCAUCACCACCACCACCACCACCACUGCUACCACUGUCGAUAAUGUUGUAGGUGAUGAUGAUGAUGUCGAUAACGGUAUCGAUAAUGCUGGAUUAGAUUUUAGCCAAUUGGAAGAAUAUAUUAAUCAGGUGGAUGAUCAUCAUCACAAUCACCAACAAAAUGAGAACAAUUUAUAUUAUCAAGAUCAAUCGAACGUUUUGAUCACUUCAUCAACAUCAUCAUCUUCGGAAUGUACAACAUCUUCUCCGCCACCGAAUAUACUGCAACAGCAGCAGCAGCAGCAAUAAUAUCAUCAUCUUCAGCAACAAUCAUAUGAAACAAUUGUUAAUAAUAAUUGCAAUAAUUCAAAUUCAAUUGUCACUUUGCCGGAUUCACCACCGGAUUCGGGUUCCGAACCACCAUUUUCACCAAAAUCCAAUGGUGAACGAAUGAUAAUAACGCAAGAAACAUCAACGACAAAUGAUAACAAUUCACAACAGCAAGAUAACAAUAUGGAAAAUAGUAUGAAACAUUUUAUCAAUAAUGAUUAUUCAAAUCAUCAUCAUCUGAAUAAUAAUCAUCAUCAUCAGCAUAAUAAUAAUAUUA